Molecule: messenger RNA, 3288 nt
Organism: Cucurbita moschata (crookneck pumpkin)
Lineage: Eukaryota; Viridiplantae; Streptophyta; Magnoliopsida; Cucurbitales; Cucurbitaceae
Product: extensin-2-like
Exons: 3
Coding region: 136-2874 (912 amino acids)
Biological process (GO): plant-type cell wall organization
Molecular function (GO): structural constituent of cell wall
Source: RefSeq, a predicted model, not a curated record
AUCACUAACGGAAACCAAAACGGUUUCUCUCUCCUUCUCUCUUUCUCUCUCUUCUUCACUUUCCCGAGAAAAUAUCUGAGAAAAUCCGGGAAAAUUGGCUUGAGAAAGAGAGGUGUGUUUUCUCUCCACCCACCCAUGAAGACCCACCGUGGCGACCCCUCUUGGGGUCGUCUUUGCCCUCAAUUUGUUAUGGCAUUGGCCGUGCUUCUUCUUUCUGCUAAUGUAGGAUUGGUUGCCGGUGAUGCCUACGUGUAUGCUUCUCCUCCACCGCCGUCUUACGAGUAUAAGUCGCCGCCGCCACCGACUUACUCUCCUCCUCCGGUUUAUGAGUACAAAUCUCCACCACCACCGUCUCCGUCUCCUCCUCCACCGUACUACUACAAAUCUCCACCGCCUCCUGUCUACUCUCCUCCUCCACCGUACUAUUAUAAGUCUCCUCCACCACCAUCGCCCUCGCCUCCACCACCGUAUUACUACAAGUCCCCACCACCACCAUCGCCAUCUCCUCCUCCGCCAUACUACUACAAAUCUCCACCACCUCCGGUGUAUUCUCCUCCUCCACCCUACUACUACAAAUCUCCACCACCACCAACUUACUCGCCACCACCAGUGUACUACUCUCCACCGAAGCCCUACACGCCGCCACCGGUUUACUAUUCUCCUCCACCAAAGGUGUACACUCCACCCUACUACUCACCACCAAAAUACUCACCACCACCGGUGUACUACUCUCCACCGCCGAAGUCGUACACUCCACCCUACUACUCACCACCAAAAUACUCGCCACCACCGGUGUACUACUCUCCACCGCCGAAGUCGUACACUCCACCCUACUACUCUCCACCAAAAUACUCGCCGCCACCGGUCUACUACUCUCCACCACCAAAGUCGUACACUCCACCCUACUACUCUCCACCAAAAUACUCGCCACCGGUCUACUACUCUCCACCACCAAAGUCGUACACUCCACCCUACUACUCUCCACCAAAAUACUCGCCACCGGUCUACUACUCUCCACCACCAAAGUCGUACACUCCACCCUACUACUCUCCACCAAAAUACUCGCCACCGGUCUACUACUCUCCACCACCAAAGUCGUACACUCCACCCUACUACUCUCCACCAAAAUACUCGCCACCGGUCUACUACUCUCCACCACCAAAGUCGUACACUCCACCCUACUACUCUCCACCAAAAUACUCGCCACCGGUCUACUACUCUCCACCACCUAAGUCGUACACUCCACCCUACUACUCUCCACCAAAAUACUCGCCACCAGUCUACUACUCUCCACCACCGAAGUCGUAUACUCCACCCUACUACUCUCCACCAAAAUAUUCACCACCACCGGUUUACUACUCUCCACCACCAAAGGCUUAUACUCCACCUUACUACUCCCCACCAAAAUACUCACCACCACCGGUUUACUACUCGCCACCACCAAAGGCUUAUACUCCACCCUACUACUCACCACCAAAAUACUCGCCACCACCAGUUUACUACCCUCCAACACCAAAGCCCUACACUCCACCAUACUACCCGCCACACCACCACUUAGUUUUCAAGGUGGUCGGAAAAGUCUAUUGCAUCCGAUGCUAUGACUGGGCCUACCCCGAAAAAUCACACGACAAGAAGCACCUUAAAGGAGCUGUUGUGGAAGUGAGUUGCAAGGCAGGAAAGGAAGAGGUAGUAGCAUAUGGAAAGACUAAGAGCAAUGGCAAAUAUAGCAUUGAAGUUAAGGGAUUUGACUACGCUAAAUAUGGAGGCAAGGCUUGCAAGGCUAAGCUCCAUGCACCCCCGAAGGGCUCGCUGUGCAACAUCCCGACCAACCUUCACUGGGGCAAGGUCGGUGCCAUUUUGAAGGUUAAGUCCAAGACUAAAUACGAGGUCGUGCUGUAUGCCAAGCCUUUUGCUUAUGCUCCAAAGAAGCCCUACCAUGAGUGCAUAAAGCCUAAGCCUUACUAUCCACCUCCCUACGUCUACAAGUCACCACCACCUCCGGUCUACUCUCCUCCCCCUGUGUACUAUUACAAAUCGCCUCCUCCUCCCGUCUACUCUCCUCCUCCAGUGUACUAUUACAAGUCACCACCACCUCCAGUGUACUCUCCUCCUCCACCGUACUACUACAAGUCACCUCCUCCUCCAGUGUACUCUCCACCUCCAGUGUACUACUACAAGUCACCACCUCCUCCAGUGUACUCUCCUCCCCCACCGUACUACUACAAGUCACCACCACCUCCAGUCUACUCUCCUCCCCCACCAUACUACUACAAGUCACCUCCUCCUCCAGUCUACUCUCCUCCUCCACCAUACUACUACAAGUCCCCACCACCUCCGGUGUACUCUCCUCCCCCACCGUACUACUACAAGUCGCCUCCUCCUCCAGUGUACUCUCCUCCACCGUAUUACUACAAGUCACCACCUCCUCCAGUCUACUCUCCUCCUCCACCGUACUACUACAAGUCACCCCCACCACCAGUCUACUCUCCUCCUCCAGUGUACUAUUACAAGUCACCACCUCCUCCAGUCUACUCUCCUCCUCCGCCAUACUACUACAAGUCACCACCUCCUCCCGUCUACUCUCCUCCCCCGCCAUACUACUACAAGUCACCACCUCCUCCAGUCUACUCUCCUCCCCCGCCAUACUACUACAAGUCACCCCCACCACCGGUCUACUCUCCUCCUCCACCAUACUACUACAAGUCUCCACCACCACCAUCUCCAUCACCUCCUCCACCAUACUAUUACAAAUCUCCUCCCCCUCCUUCACCUUCUCCUCCUCCCCCAUACUAUUACAAAUCUCCCCCACCACCCGUGAAACCACCAACCCCCGUCUACAUUUACGCAUCGCCGCCGCCACCUCCACCAUAUUAAGCUCUACAAAAGUUCAACCCCAAUCUUGCUUUCUUUUCAAUAGCGGAAUAAAUAAAGGCUUCAUUAAUGAAAUAGUUAAAGGUGGAGAAUUCAGCCCAUUGAAUAAUAAGGAUCCAUUCGCAAGAACACAUCACCAUUCAAACACUCAUAGAUUGGACCAGAUUGCAUGUUCUUCUCUUGUUGCCAUCUUCCAUAUCAUCUUAUUAAGUGGCUUCAAGGGCUCAAUACGCAUCAAUGGCAGGGCUUGGAAAUUGCAGAAGAUUAUUGAUUGUUUGUGAUUUUAAAUAGUGAAGCCUUUUGUUAUUUGUUUAAAUUAUCUCAUUUGUGAAUAGAUUAAGUGCGCAUUUGUGUUAAGGUUUGGGAUUUUGUGUUCAAUUUGGGUUAUUUAUUUCAUUAUGGUGUCUAUUUCUUCUC